UAAACGCGCUGCACUUAGUUACCAAAACAAAUUGUCCACAUUGAUGAAGGUUGUUAAUUAUGUUUUAUACUUAACACUGUGGUAAAGUUUUGGUGUUCAUGUUUACAUUAGAUGUGAUGUUGUGGUUUUACCGCUCUGUACUCUAGUGGUCUGGUGUAAUAUAAUGCAAAGUAACGCCAGAAAGCCAGAUCCAGUGAGACCACGUCUAAGCAGUGGCAGUUCUGGUGGUGAAAGAAAACAAGUGCGCAAAGUUCACACAAGAAAGGUCCCGUACAGAGUUGGAUACAGCUGGAACAAAGGUGGAAGACUCAAGGAGCUGAGAAUAAGGCACUUGGCAAGAAAGUUCCUGAAGAUAUGGAUGCAGAACACCUUUGGCCGAAUUCUUCCUCAUAAAGCCAAGUCCCACUACAACACCGUGGUCUUGAGACAAGCUUUUGCAGGAUGGAGAGACGAGUGGUGGACGUCCAGGAGGGAGUGGAGUCUCACAAUGCGGGCGGAGUGUCACUACAGGUAUUAUCUGUAUAACUUGGUAUUCCAUAGCUGGCGAACAUUUAUGUCACUGCAGAGGGAAAAGAAGCGCAAAGUCCAAACUGCACAAUCAUUUGCUGACGGGCAUCGGAUGCGUCUGGUUUGGGAACGAUGGGAGGUUUUCACAGAAAUGAGGCGGAUGAAGAAUAGAAUGCUUGAAUCUACCCUUGAGCAGAACAGACUUGCUACCCUACAUUCAGCGUGGAGAUCAUGGCGGACUCGGCUGCAGCAGCAUCAAGACCUUCACACUUUAGAGGAUCAAGCCCUGAAACAGAGGGCGCUCACUAUACAGAGCAGAACUUGGUUUCAGUGGAAAGAAAUGCACACAACUGCCUGUUGCCAGAAAGAGAAAGAAUCCAAAGCUGCGCUUCACUUCAUCCUCAGACUGAAAAGAAAAUCAUUGCAUCGUUGGAAAAGUUAUGUGUCUUCCCUCCAAACCAAGAAAAAGUCACAAGCUGUGGCGCAGCGAGCCUGCGAUCUCCGCCUGGUGAUGAUGUGUUGGAGUCAAUGGAGCAGUGCUUUGCAUCGUAAACGGUGCGAGGAAGACCGGUUGCAAGCUGCAGGGCAUUUGGCCAUAAGGAUCACCCAGCGCAGAGCACUGGAGCGCUGGAAAGCUUAUGUGACGUUGUGCAGAGAAGAAGCUGAAAGAAACAGGAUUGCAAGUCAGAGUCAUCAUCGUCAUCUGCUGCGUGCUGGAGUGCAGGGACUUUCUCUUAACGUCAUCAGGAACAAAACACACCGACUGAACAACAACAUGGCUGUCCAACAUUAUCAUCAAACCAUGACGUGUAACUAUUGGAAGCUGUGGCAGGACCGCUUGGAGGAGGCUGAAGACGAGAGUUUUCAACCCCUGAAAGAAAUGGCACUGACGAACCACAGCACAUCUCUGUUGAGCAGAUGUUUUCACCACUGGAGAGAUAAACUCGCUGAACAGCGACACAUGCAGGAACUGGAGCAUCGUGCAGACGUUUGGUUCGCUGAAGGCAUGGUGCCUCGGUGUUUCAACUUGUGGGUUGAGUUUACUUUACAGAGAAGACUCCAUAAACAGAGGAGACACAAGGCAGACGUCUUUAACCAGCAGCGCCAGUACACUUUGGUGUUUUACACCUGGUGGGGACAAUCAGAGAAACACAAGGAGCAGAUGCUCUCUGAGCGGAUGGCAAUUCUGCACGAGGAGCGCUGCCACUUGCAGAGAGCCUGGACUCGCUGGAGGCAACGGACAGUGCAGCAAAUUGACGCAGAGGAGAAACGGGAGGCUUCAGGCCGUCUGUACCUUCACAGACUUCUCCACAAGUCGCUGACACAGUGGAAGGACAACAGCGCUGAGAUAAGAGACAGGAGAAAUCGAGAGCUGCAGGCUUGUCAUCAGGGUGACCUGCGCUGCACGAGAUUGGCUGUGGAUACAUGGAAAAGGUUUGUUCAGUGCCAGAGAGUGAAGAAAAGCAAACUGAAACAGAUGCAGCGUUACCAUGAAGUUAAACUCCUCAAACACACGUUUGUGGCCUGGAAGAAACACCACCUACAGAUGUGUCAGAUCUACCGUCACGUAGAGGAACAUUACUGGCAGCAUCAACAGAUAUUUCUCAGGAAGGUCCUGUGUGUUUGGAGGGAGAACGCAGUGCUGCGGACAGAAGUCAGGCUCACAGAGCAGCGAGCACAGAAUCACUUUCAGCACCGCCUUCGACUUAAGGUGUUUGUUGCUUGGAGAGAAGCAACAGCAUGUGCAGCUUCAAAGCGACACCAGCAGGGGGAAGCAGUCAACAAGGCUCUGAGGUCCAUAAAUCAAGUGCGGCUCCUGCGGUCUUUCAAACAAUGGAGGAAGCAGACCAGGGUGGCUCGGAGAGAGAGGAUGUGCAUGGAAAAAGCCAGGCAGCACCACGACUCCACGCUCCUUUCCAAAGCACUGAAAGCCUGGAAAAACCAUCACAACCAAUUACAGAAAAACAAGGUAAUGAAACGACAGGGAAUCCUUUUGCUGAGAUUAAAGAUGUACCAGAUGUACUUUGACCAGUGGAAAAUGAAGCUGCAGCACAGACGGAGAGGAGCGAAGCAGACGGAGCGAGCGCUCUGGCACUGGUCCCUCACUCUUCAGGCCAAGGUGUUGUGUGGAUGGAGGCUGCAGGUCACAGAGCAGCGCAGGAAACAAGAGCAGGCGGCCAGAGCUGCUCUGGUCUACAGAGACCAGCUGCUGAGGGAGGGCGUGACGUGCAUCCUCACAUAUGCUGCUCACAUGAACGAUCUCACAACGAGUCUAACGCAGCACAGCCCAGAGCAGAGGUCACGACAUCUCCACAGAGUGGUGAAGCGUUGUGCGAUGCGGUGGAAGCAGCGGGCGCUGUGUAAACCACGGAGAGAGCAAGAGGUCAAAGGGCAAUCGCCCAAGAAGAGCGUGACCUUCUGUUUGACUACAUGUGGAUUGAAGAGUGUAUCCCCUUCUGACUCGGAGGAGCAGGAAGCUGAAGAUGGAGUCCUUAGCAAGCGACAACUCAGCCGUGCGCCUCGACGUCAGCCACGACGCUGCGAGGAACUGUUUGAGUCUCCACUGAAAAUAUACACCCAAAAUCAGGCUGCCAUCACCAAAGCUGAAGCAGCUCCAAAACCCUCGCAGCUCAGUCGUCCUUCACAGGAAGGCCGUCGUACAGCGUCGUCCUGCCUCCAUCCUCCAUCCACACGUCAGAGUAUCAUCGUAUCUAACGUGUCGCCCUCUGAACCGAACAUGUCCACUGUGGACUCAACUCAGGAAACCCAAAACCAAGACGUUCUUUUACCCCCUUCUGCUUUCAUGACCACUGUGACCAAAGAUAUGUCGGAUCCAACUUUAGCGCUGACUGGAGAACUGCUCAGUGUUCAGCUGGACAUGGUGACAUACCAACAGGACAGGAAGCAGCUCCGGGCAUGGCAAAGAUUAAAAGAGGUAUUACAAAGCUGGCUGCAAACCAGUGGAAAGGAAGAACAAAUGGAAAAAGAUGCUGUCUGUGAGGAGUUGAAGGAGUUGGAGGAGCGCAUCAACAGUCUGUCCGCUGAACUGGCAAAACGGAAACCAACAAUGCUGCUACAUGCAAAGAGGAUCCAGCAUUUACAGACUGCCCUCCAGGCUUCAGGAGCUGUUUUCCUCCAUCACAAAUCAGAAAAGACGGAAAGAGAUCGCUCUGUGUUUACAUUAUCUGCUUAGAUCACAUUUC
Anarrhichthys ocellatus (wolf-eel) is the source of this 3710-nucleotide messenger RNA. RefSeq names its product SFI1 centrin binding protein (gene sfi1). The record is from RefSeq and is a predicted model, not a curated record. Gene Ontology annotation, molecular function: phosphatase binding. The transcript is spliced from 30 exons. NCBI's taxonomy places the organism in Eukaryota, Metazoa, Chordata, Actinopteri, Perciformes, Anarhichadidae. The coding region runs from base 164 to 3700 and encodes 1178 amino acids.